Molecule: messenger RNA, 891 nt
Organism: Benincasa hispida (wax gourd)
Lineage: Eukaryota; Viridiplantae; Streptophyta; Magnoliopsida; Cucurbitales; Cucurbitaceae
Product: heat stress transcription factor A-5-like
Biological process (GO): regulation of transcription by RNA polymerase II
Cellular component (GO): nucleus
Molecular function (GO): DNA-binding transcription factor activity; RNA polymerase II cis-regulatory region sequence-specific DNA binding
Source: RefSeq, a predicted model, not a curated record
GGUUAUAAGUAGAGAAGCUGUUCAACUUUGAACAAAUUUUGGGUCUGAAAAUUGGGAUUAAACUAAUUAAUUAUGCAGUCUUCAAGAACCAGAAACCCUGCUCCUUUUCUAUCAAAGACUUAUGAUCUGUUAGAAGAAGCUGGAAGCUUCCAUUUCAAAGCAGCUGAUCAAGAAGAAGAACAAAAGGAUGUUGGCAAUAGGAUUGUGUCAUGGAAUGCAGAGGGAAGUGGGUUCAUUGUUUGGUCUCCUGCUGAUUUCUCUGAGCUUUUAUUGCCAAAGUAUUUCAAGCAUAAUAACUUCUCCAGCUUCAUUCGCCAGCUUAAUACUUAUGGGUUCAAGAAAACGUCGUCGAAACGGUGGGAAUUCAAGCAUGAGAAGUUUCACAGAGGGAAAAGGCAUAUGCUGGUGGAGAUUGUACGUAAGAAAUGUGAGCCAAGUGUGUUUCCAGCCUUUCUAAGAUCUUCGCAUGAAGGAGCUGCAACAAUGGCGGUUGAUCAGGAGAAUGGAGACCAUCUGUUACUAAUGGAAGAGAACAAUAACUUAAGAAGACAGAAGCUGGAAUUGCAGGCUCAAAUAGCCAAAUUCAAAGCACUACAUAUUAGAUUGCUCGACUGUCUAGGUCAGUGCAUUGAAAAAUAGCCUAUGGAGAAUUUUGAUUGUUAGAAAGAUGGGUUGCUUGUGAAAGUUUCAGAAAGUAAUGCUUUUGAGUUUUCCAUUUGCUCCGUGUUGAGUUAGUGCUGUCCACAAUUAGUUUUAAGGAAGUUACAACAAUACUUUGGCUUUCCAUCAAAGUUAGAUACGAACAAUUAAACAGAUGUUUUAUACUAGUUUAAUAUAGUCUAACUAAAUAUAUAAAUCAAUACUACUUUGAUUCUUGUAUUUUAACUUUAA